Messenger RNA from Capronia coronata CBS 617.96, 1353 nucleotides. RefSeq names its product adenosylhomocysteinase. The coding region runs from base 1 to 1353 and encodes 450 amino acids. Lineage: Eukaryota; Fungi; Ascomycota; Eurotiomycetes; Chaetothyriales; Herpotrichiellaceae. Gene Ontology annotation, cellular component: cytosol. The record is from RefSeq and is a predicted model, not a curated record. Gene Ontology annotation, biological process: L-methionine cycle. Gene Ontology annotation, molecular function: adenosylhomocysteinase activity. The transcript has a single exon.
AUGAACGGAGCUCCAGCCCAGAAGUUCAAGGUGGCCGACAUCUCGUUGGCUGCCUUUGGUCGCCGGGAGAUUGAACUCGCCGAGGUCGAGAUGCCUGGUCUGAUGGCCAUCCGAUCGAAGUAUGCCGCCGACCAGCCUCUCGCCGGUGCCCGAAUUGCUGGCUGCCUGCACAUGACCAUCCAAACUGCCGUCCUCAUUGAGACCUUGAAAGCAUUGGGCGCCGAAGUUACCUGGUCCAGCUGCAACAUUUUCUCUACCCAAGAUCAUGCCGCCGCUGCCAUCGCUGCUGGCGGCACUCCGGUCUUCGCGUGGAAGGGCGAGACAGAGGAAGAGUACGAAUGGUGUCUUGAGCAGCAACUGAAGGCCUUCCCAUCCGGCAAGACCCUCAACCUCAUCUUGGACGAUGGCGGUGACUUGACUGCUCUCGUCCACAACAAAUACCCCGAGAUGCUCAAGGGCUGCUACGGUGUCUCUGAAGAGACUACAACCGGUGUCCACCAUCUCUACCGCAUGCUGAAGGGCAACAAGCUGUUGAUUCCUGCCGUCAACGUCAACGACAGCGUCACAAAGUCAAAGUUCGACAACCUGUACGGCUGCAGAGAGUCCCUCGUGGACGGUAUCAAGCGUGCUACCGACGUCAUGAUUGCUGGCAAGAUUGCCGUCGUCGCUGGCUACGGUGAUGUGGGCAAGGGUUGUGCUCAGGCUCUUCACAGCAUGGGCGCUCGUGUUCUCGUCACCGAAGUGGAUCCCAUCAACGCUCUCCAAGCCGCCGUGUCUGGGUACCAAGUUCUCACCAUGGAAGACGCUGCUCCUCUGGGCCAGAUCUUUGUUACGACGACUGGCUGCCGAGACAUCAUCGUCGGCCGCCAUUUCGAAGUGAUGCGCCACGACGCCAUCGUUUGCAACAUCGGUCACUUCGACAUUGAGAUCGACGUCGCCUGGUUGAAGAAGAACGCAAAGAGCGUCCAAAACAUCAAGCCCCAGGUGGAUCGCUACACCAUGCCCAGUGGCCGCGCCAUCAUCCUCCUCGCUGAGGGUCGUCUUGUCAACUUGGGCUGCGCCACCGGCCACUCUUCGUUUGUCAUGUCGUGCUCUUUCUCCAACCAAGUCCUCGCUCAGAUCAUGUUGUACAAGGCCGAAGAUGAGGCCUUCGGCAAGAAAUACAUCGAGUUCGGCAAGAGCGGCAAGAAGGAGGUCGGUGUCUACGUCCUGCCCAAGAUCUUGGACGAACAGGUUGCUCUUCAGCACUUGGCACAUGUCAACGCCAAGUUAACCAAGUUGACCCCUGUCCAAGCCGAGUAUCUGGGUUUGGAUGUCGAAGGGCCCUUCAAGUCCGACAUUUACCGUUACUAG